Molecule: messenger RNA, 2263 nt
Organism: Trichobilharzia szidati
Lineage: Eukaryota; Metazoa; Platyhelminthes; Trematoda; Strigeidida; Schistosomatidae
Source: the annotation of a GenBank genome assembly
CGCGCAUCGAUCGAUCGACCAAUGUCAAAUUAAUUUGUCCUUGAAUAUUUUCAUUAUUCUGAUUGGAUAAAAGGACAAAUUAGGAUCAAUGCAGUUUAGCCCAGCUGUUUUGUCAGAAACAAAGACACUGAAAAGAGAAGUCGUAUUACAUAUAUUCACUUGCUUGCUUACCUACAAUUAAUAUUAUCUCAGAUUAAUUGAGGUGUUUAUUUUGAGGAAAGAGGCGGGCUUCUUUUAUGGAAUUCCUCAUCAAUAAUCAAUAACAACGUUACAUAACAAUUAAGAAAAAAGCGCAAAUAAAUUGAAUUAUUAAUCUCCUUAAAUGAUGACAUCCAAUACAACAAUCCCCGGAUUAGCAUUUUAUGAUUCUCUUGUGAAUAAUGAUAUAACCGAAUCGAAACGAUUGGUAGAAAUACAUAAAAUUGACUUGAAUGCACGACUGAGUCAUGUUCGUAAACGAAAUCACACUGAUCUAUGCCCUGUCCAUCUAGUUGCAUAUAAAGGCAAUUUAGCUAUGCUACAUUAUUUAAUACAGAAUGGUGUGAAUGUUCAUCAGCCCACUUGUACACUUCAACGUUGUCCAGUUCAUUAUGCUGCAUUACGUCAACAAGUGUCAUGUCUACAAAUGUUGUUGAAUGCUGGAGCACAAAUUGAUGCCCGUGAUACAUUUGGCAAUACUCCGUUACACUAUGCAGCUGAAGAUGGCGAUGGUGGACUGUUAAGUCUCCUGUUGAACAACGGGGCUUCUGUUGAUGCUCAAGAUAUUACCAAUAAAACUCCAUUGAUGAAAGCAGCACGUAGUGGUAAAGUAUGGGCAGUUCGAAGACUUUUAUUAUUUGGAGCUAAUGUCAAUGUGAAAGAUCGUAAUGAUGAGACCGCCUUACACUUUGCCUGUCGACAAGGCUCAACAGAAAUAACACGAAUGCUUAUCAAGGCAGAAUCACGUUUAAAUGCACAAAAUCAAAUUGGUUUAACACCCUUAAUGGAAUCUGUAUCGUAUAAUCAACGUGAAGCUGUUAGCCUACUCAUAAAACAACGUGAUAUUGAUUUGUAUAAAAGAGAUUUUUGUACAGGUGAUACAGCAUUACAUAUUGCUGUGAAAAAAAAUUAUAUACAUAUUGUAGAAAUAUUAUUACGUGCAGGGAAUUGGUAUAUUGAAUACAAUUACAAUAAUUUGGGUGAAUCAUUUGUACAUGAUGUGAUCGCCUAUAAUAGAUUAGAAUUGUUACGUUUAUUCUUAGCGUAUAAUUAUGACCUAGAUAGACCAGCGAAACGUCUUCCGCCUAAUAUUCACUUGCUGGCCUCAUCAUCAUCAAGUAGUCUGAAUAGUGGAAAAACUCAACAAAGUAUCAUUACACCAACAUCAUCUGUCCACUCGGAGACAAAUACACGAACAACACAAUCACCGCAAAUUAAUUUAUUUGAAAAGUCACCCUUUCAAAUGGCAUUAGAACGUGGUCAUCUUGAUAUGGCAAGAAUAUUAGCUGAAGUUGGUUGUUUUUGUACACGACUGCCUAUCAGUUCAACGUCAAUGUCAUCUGUCUGUACAAAUUCAUCACAGAAUAACUCAGAGACAAAUACAAUCAAUCCUCUGUUGAGAUCUUCCCAAGCGCAUCAGUUGAAUCCUUUAACACGUCGUUAUAAUGGUCUACUGGAAGUGAAAUCCUUACAGAAAUGGUGUCGUAAAGUUAUCCGGCAUAGACUUGGUUUUCGUUUAAUUGAAGCAUUGCCACAUUUGCCUAUACCAGUCCCAUUGAAAGAUUUUCUCCUGUUACGUGAUUUGGAUUGGUCAGUUUAUUUAACCAAUAGAAAUUCAACAACAGUCAAUUCAGGGGAAUUAGCUAUUAUAGUACCACCGUGAGAAUAGUGGUAAAAGUAGUAAAUCUUCUUCUACGCGGAUCAUCGCGCAUUUAUUUCAAAACAGUCUAGAGAUUAGAUAAUCACCCCCCCACACACACACACACAGGAAUACAGACAAGUGAUACUGGAUAUUAACUAAUCAAUUAUUAGGUUUAUACCAAAUAUAUACACAUAUACAUAUAAAUAUUAUCAUAAUAAAUAGCAUACAUAGUUUAGGAGACUAACUAAGCAUUUGUGGACAUAACUUAUAUAUAUAUACUCACAGAUACACACACACGCAUGCACCUACAGGGACAAAAAUACAGACAAACAAAUGGACACACAAAAUAAAUGAAUAUUGUUACAUCUGCAGAGAGAGGAACUAACUAUCCGUCUACUCUGAUUGAUAUAUUUACAACCGCCA